AUGAUAUGUAUAAAUGUAUUUGCUAUUGUAUACAGCUUCUACAAGUACGACGAGGCUCCACACAUCGUGUGGUUUCUGUUGUUGGAGGUUUUCAUAACAGUUGCGCUAUUGGUGGAGGUCAUGAUUCGGGCCUUCGCUGAAGGAUUUUGGAAUUUCUGCUCAAAUCGUUCCAACGUAUUCGAUGCGGUUCUUGCUGUGAUGUGUGUCGGAGCGCUCUUUGCGUUUGUUUAUAGGCCGGCAAUCUCAGAGACCUUGGAAGAAGAUUUGGCCCUUCUCAUGUAUCCGUGUGUUUCCAUUGCUCUUGUGCUGACUCUCUGCCGCCCAGCCGUGUGA
This is a messenger RNA of Guillardia theta CCMP2712, 333 nucleotides long. RefSeq lists its product as hypothetical. The coding region runs from base 1 to 333 and encodes 110 amino acids. NCBI's taxonomy places the organism in Eukaryota, Cryptophyceae, Pyrenomonadales, Geminigeraceae. The transcript has 5 exons. The record is from RefSeq and is a predicted model, not a curated record.